AUGACCAGGAGGACAGGUGGCAGUCUGCGCGCGAGGUGGAUGAUUCCGCGCGGCAGCUGCUUCUUCGCCAUGAAGGGUUCGGCGUUGCUGGACACGACUUUCUCGAUGAGCUUUCGGGUUCAGAAAGAUGAAUUCGACCGCGCGUUGGCCGAAACGAAAGAACUCCUUGCUUUUGCGGAGGAGAAGAAGAUGUCGCAGAACACGGAUUUUGCACGACGACAAGAGGAGGAAGCUGCUGCUGAAGCCAGGAAGCAGGGAACUGCGCCAGUCCCCACUUCACUUACCGACAAAGAGAUUGGGGUCAAGGCUCUGAAAGGAGAGGGCGCGAAGAAAUGCAGUAUCAAGAAGUAUCCUGCAAGGAGGAUGUUUACCUCUGAAAAUCUGUUGACCAACACGGAGAUACAACUCAAAUAUCUGUCGCCAGUGAAGGCCAAAGAAAAGCGAUCUUUCGACAAGCAACAAUCCAAUGUUCCUGAGGACGAGCAGUACGAGUAUAGCUUGGUCACCAUGGAGAAAUACUUCAUGAACUGCUUCAACCUCAAGGCCAAACCUGACUUCAGGAAGAACGGUGGUGCAGACACCGAACAUUGCGAACAGGUCUUCGAAAAGGGUGUUGCCGGCGAGCUUGCAUGGCUGCAGCAGAUGGAACCAGGUCGUGAAUGGUUUGCGGCAAAAGCAGCAGAUCUCCAAUCGCUCGUGUCCGAUAAAGUGGAUCUCAAGGCGAACUUGCAGAAAUCGUCCUCCAACUUUUUCACUUUCGGGCCGGCGGGGAGCGGCGAGCAACUCAGACAAGAAUCCAUUCCCUUCUCGGACGGCCUUGUCCAUGGCAAGAGGAGAUGGUUCUUGAUGGCGCCGAAGGACUUCGAAACGCUGAGGGAGAAGGCAAAAGAUGUGCUGGAACCUGCAUCUGCCUUCAUGUUUUUCGAGCAGCAGAAGGAGGAGCUAGAGGAAGACUUCGGUUUGGGAGGCAAGAAGAUGAAAUUCUGGGAAUGCAACCAGCUUCCGGGGGAAAUCAUCUACAUCCCAAGUGGCACCAUCUACACUUCCCUGAACCUGCAGGACGGAUUUUCUUACAAACAGAACAUUGCAACCUCCCUCAAGGCUGUUGCAGAACGCGUGAACAACAACAUCUGGGCACCUGAGAGCGGAGUCGUCCCCAACGGCUACCAGUUUGGUGCUUGCUUUGACUACUUGGACUUCGCGUCUGCUGGUCAGAAACUUGACAAACAGGUCAAUCCCUUGCAAGGGCAGAUCAUCCAGCAGAUCAUGUCUCAGUACUAUCCCGGGGAAAGAGCACAGAAUAUGCUCAUCUUGAAUAUCCUUGCUGAGUGUAACUCCGUCAUGACUGCCGAAGGGCUGGAUCAAGAGCUUGUUUCCUCGACAUAUUGUCCUCGAGUCUGGGAUAUCUGCGUCAGCAAGCUUGAACGGAAUGCAAAUUCCCUUGGAGCCUCAAUACCACCAUGGCUGAAGAGUACUCCAAAGCCUGGCCAGAUUAAGACAGAGUUAUAGUUUUUGCACAAAUGUUAAGUAGUCGUAUUCGAACUAUCACUCUUUCAUUGAACAGUCAUGUUGUC
Molecule: messenger RNA, 1574 nt
Organism: Guillardia theta CCMP2712
Lineage: Eukaryota; Cryptophyceae; Pyrenomonadales; Geminigeraceae
Exons: 16
Coding region: 1-1509 (502 amino acids)
Source: RefSeq, a predicted model, not a curated record